Molecule: messenger RNA, 2390 nt
Organism: Chara braunii
Lineage: Eukaryota; Viridiplantae; Streptophyta; Charophyceae; Charales; Characeae
Source: the annotation of a GenBank genome assembly
CCCUGCUAAUCAAUCUUCUCUGUAUCAUUCCAUUUUUUUCCCCUUUUUUUGGUUCUUCUCUUCAAGUACCAUUCCGAUUUUAAUGACUAUGGCUGGCUGCCCCCCGAUGAGGAGAAGGCAGCUUAAAAAAAAAAAAAGAAAAAAAAAAAAAAGAAAAAGAAAAGACUGUGAUGGCCCGAAGGACUAACACCCCUUCACCUUUUUCCUUCUUUCUUUCCUGCUCAGGUUGGAUCUAUUUAUGACCUGAUGGGGAACUUCAAACAGGCAGUCAAAUGGUUCGAGAUCCUCAACACGCACGUUUCACAUGAUCCUGGCGUUUUAGCGCGCCUUGGUGCCAUCCAUGCGAAGCACGAUGACGAGGCAAAAGCUCUUCAUUAUUUUUCUGAAUCUCAUCGUGUCUACCCGGUGAACAUAGACGUGAUUUCCUGGCUAGGUGCAUACCAUGUGAAGAGUGAAGUUUACGAGAAGGCUAUGCCUUACUUCGACUUGGCCGCAAAGAUUCAGCCGCACGAGGUCAAGUGGCAGCUGAUGGUCGCCUCGUGUUACCGAAGAAUAGGCGCUUACCCAAUGGCACUAGCGAAGAUUGGAAAGGAAACCAUGGGGUUGUUGUCACUGCGGUGGUGUCGGCUUCUGCCGGAGGAAUUGUUGAGCUUCUCGAAAGAGUUAUGGCGCCGGAUUUGUAUGGAAUUCGUGGUGGAAUGGCCGCUGUUUUGUGAGAAAUGGAGGUUGAUUGUAGCUGGACUGCUAUUUCAAUAUAUACAUGGAAUCGGUGCCAAGGUCGCCCACUUUCUUCAUCGGCCGGGACCGAUUCUACACGACGUCGGGUUUGCGAUCCUGCCUGAAUUAGGUCGGGAUAAGGGCUACGUGAGUGAGGUUUUAUUCUCGACCAUCUUCGUCUCCUUUCUCCUUUGGAGCUUUCACCCCUUCGUGCUCUUCAACAAGCGCUUCUACACUGCGCUCUUGUGGCAAAGGGUCCUUACCAUCUUGGUGGUGGCCCAGAGUCUCCGGAUUGCGUCGUUCACGGUCACCCAACUCCCAGGGCCUAACUUCCAUUGCCGUGUAGGGUCGGAGAGAGCUGUCCUCCCUCCUCCUCAUGGCAUCGCUGAUGUGAUUGUGCUAGAUAUGCCCAAGGGGGCCAUGUUUGGAUGCGGCGACUUGAUCUUCUCGUCGCACAUGACCUUCGCUCUGGUGUUCAUCAUUAGUUAUACCAAGUAUGGGUCCAAGGUGUGGAUAAAGAGGUUGGGAUGGGCGAUGGUCGUGCUGCUGUCGCUGCUCAUCAUAGCGUCGAGGAAGCACUACAGCGUGGACGUGGUGAUUGCCUGGUACGUGGUGCCGUUGGUGUUCAUCGCGGUGGACAAGUACUCGAAGGAGGGGGAGAUGGACCGGUCGUCGGCGGCUCUACCGUCGUCGUUUUCGAGUGGGAGUUUAAGUGGUAGCAGUGGGGGGUUGGGAGGAGGAGGAGGAGGAGGAGGAGGAGGAGGAGGGGGAUCUCCUCUCCUGCUGCCAUUGACGUUGAUUCACAAGAACAAUUACAAAGAUUCUCGCGAGGAGGAGAGAGAUCACCUCCUUGGAGAUGACGUGGCCGACCUGGAUGGCCUGGAUCUUGAGAAAGGGGGAUGGGAAAUGGGGGGCGGGGGAGGGGGUGGUGUGGGGGGGGGGGGAUUGUGGGACAGCGGGGGGGGGGGUAGUAGCCACGUGGGCGGGCGGAAUGGCCACGGGGCUGCCAAGGAGCGCCGACAGCGCAUUCCCGUGAAUGGCAAGAUUUUGAUGACCGACGUAGCUGAGGAACAGACUGGAUUGCUCGGCGGCUCCAAGGAGAGAGGACUGGGAGUAGGUGGUGGGGUGGUCGGAGGAGGAGGAGGAGUAGGAGCAGGUGGAGGUGGUUCUGCUUUGAAUGGCUCUGCCUCACGUGGCCAGUUAUCGUCCAUCGACGAGAGCUUGCGAACGAGGCCCGAUGAGUAUGAUGAUGAUGAUGAUGGCGACGAUGAUGACAAUAUGGCGAUGGCGAUGAUGAUGGCGACGAUGAUGACGUGGGGAGGAGCAGUGGCUGGUGUGGGGCAAGCCAGUGGACCAGGUACAAAAACAGGACCUAUCGACAUGACCAUGAGCGGACCAGGCGGACGCCAUGCAGUCCGAGCACUGCCCCUGGAUGGAGAGUUAGCAUCUGAACUUGGGAGGCUUUCCGAGUUUCCGGCACCAUUUGGGCCAGAUCUUCAAGUUGACAUAGACUCGCCGUCAAGAGAUCUUCCAGUUCGGCCAGCUGGAAGACCAGUGAAGAUGGGAAAAAAGGACAGGCAUGAUGAAGAGGAAUGGGGGAACGAGGAGCUAGGUGAUGAUUUGUUACCUUUGUGACAAGUGGAGGCGGCAGAUGCGUCACGACUUUUCCACGU